AUGUACCAGCGAGCUCUAGUAGGCUAUGAGAAGGCCCUCGGUCCCGAUCAUACGUCCACUCUGGAUACAGUCAACAACCUUAGUCUUCUCUACCCUAAUCAGGGGAAGCUGAAGGAGGCAGAGGAGAUGUACCAGCGAGCCCUAGGGAAGCUGAAGGAGGUAGAGGAGAUGUUCCAGCGAGCCCUAAUAGGCUACGAGAAGUCCCUCGGUCCCGAUUAUACGUCCACUCUGGAUACAGUCACCAACCUUGGUCUUCUCUACUCUGAUCAUGGGAAGCUAAAGGAGGCAGAGGAGAUGUACCAUCGAGCCCUGGUAGGCUACGAGGAGGCCCUAGGUCCAGAUCACCGUCAAACACAGCAGGUUUUGGAGAGAUUAAAUGCGUUAAGCAUCAUGAAUCGAAUAUAG
This is a messenger RNA of Penicillium brasilianum, 405 nucleotides long. The record is from the annotation of a GenBank genome assembly. NCBI's taxonomy places the organism in Eukaryota, Fungi, Ascomycota, Eurotiomycetes, Eurotiales, Aspergillaceae.